AUGCGGUUAUUACGAAUAUCAUUGAUAUUGUUGGUGGGACUCUUGCAAUUCACGAGUGCUAACGAAAAGCGCUCAAUUGUCCCUCAAGUCCAAGUGACGAAGACAUCAGAAGGAGUGAUCGAGGGAUCGGGAGAUUCAAAAAGAUUUCCUGAAGGACCCGACCAAGAAUCAAUUUUAACUGUGCAUCAAGGGAGUGGAUAUCCAUCUGAUGACGAGGAUGAUGUCGUUCAAGGAUCUGGAAAUGUAGUGGAGGGCUCUGGGGCUCCACCAGCUCCAGCUUGGCAGCCUCUUCCAGCAAUUACCACUACAUCUACAACAACCGUUACUUCUAUUCAGGUCGACACGGAUCACGUUGUUGGUGAAGUGCACACGUUGCAAACAACUCAACCAGAAGUUCGACAAGAAGUAUUCCACGUCCAGUUGACAACUGCUCCACCAAUAUUGGAGCCUCAACCACCUCCACCACCUCCACAACCUCCGGUGCAGCCAUCUUUGCCGUCAACAACAACAACGAAAACAACAAGAAGACCCGCUAUUCCGGCUGCCAUUCCACCAGAAGAGGAGAAUGAUGAGGCGACUCCAUUCCAUAAUAUGCUCAAACCGGGAGUUUUCGCAGCAAUCGUCGGCGGUUCAAUUGUUGGCCUCUUGGCAACGGUGUUCAUUAUUGUAUUCAUCGUUUAUCGAAUGAGGAAAAAGGAUGAAGGAAGCUAUGCACUGGAUGAACCAAAAGCAAGACCGUAUGCCGGAUAUGCAUACACAAAAGCCUCAACAAAAGAGUUCUAUGCC
Mesorhabditis belari is the source of this 786-nucleotide messenger RNA. The record is from the annotation of a GenBank genome assembly. Lineage: Eukaryota; Metazoa; Nematoda; Chromadorea; Rhabditida; Rhabditidae.